Lonchura striata (white-rumped munia) is the source of this 1494-nucleotide messenger RNA. The record is from RefSeq and is a predicted model, not a curated record. Lineage: Eukaryota; Metazoa; Chordata; Aves; Passeriformes; Estrildidae.
AGACGGGGACAGUCCGGCCUGGGCCGAGUUUCGGAAGGGAUUUUGUGUCUCUCUCCCGCCUGGAGCUGGCUCAGCCAUGAGCAGCGGCGUGGACGCGGGCUGCGAGCGGUGCGGGUGCCACGGCAAGGACCGGCACCCCGCCAUCCUGUACACCCUCCUGAGCCAGCAGCUGCGCCCCGGCGGCGCCCGGCAGCGCUGCCUGUGCCCGCUGCGCCGCACCGUGUGCCUGCGCACGCCGCACCUCACCUGCCGCGCCGCCUCCCACGUGCUGCUCAAAACCAUCAGCUUCGUCAGAAACGUGGCCGCCUUCCGCCUGCUGCCGCGGGAGGAUCAGCUGCUGCUGCUGGACGGCUGCUGGGUGCCCCUGUUCCUGCUGGGGCUGGUGCAGGAGAUGGUGACCUUCGAGGUGAUGGAGGCCCCGGCCCCCAGCAUGCUCAAGAAGAUCCUCCUCAGCGGCCAGAGCAAAGGGCAGGAGCCUGAGGGUACGCAGCCCACGCUGGCGGCCGUGCAGCGGCUGCAGUGGUGCCUCAGCAGCUUCUGGAGGCUGGACCUGAGCCCCAGCGAAUUCACCUACCUGAGGGGAGCCGUUCUCUUCAACCCAGACAUCCCCGGCCUGAGGGCUGCCCUCUACAUCGAGAGCCUGCAGUGGGAGGCGCAGCGGGCGCUGCGGGAGCUGCUGCGCCCCGAGGACCAGGCCCGCUUCUCGCACAUCCUGCGGGUCACCUCCUCGCUGCGGUCCAUCCCGGCCGGCCUGGUGACGGCUCUGUUCUUCCGGCCCCUCAUCGGCGGCGCGGCCAUGGGCGAGCUGCUGGCCGAGAUGCUGUUCGAGGCGCCGGGCUGGCCGCCGGCGCCGUGGCUGCCGCUGCCCUGCUGAGCACCGGCGCAGGAUCCCCCCGCACCCCGCGGGACCCCCGUGACGGCGGCUCCCGCCCCGCCCGGCCGCUCUCCAGCCCAGGGAGCGGCGCUGGGCAAAGGCUUUCCUGCCCUGCUCCCAGCUUUUACGGGUUUUGCCGUGAGCUCCCAGCAGCGAGGGCUGUCCUCAGCUGGAUCCCGUGGUGUCCGACAGCCUCAGUGGGAUCCCUGACCAACGGAAUCAGCUCUGGGUCUGGCUUCCGUGCUUGGAAACACUCAGGACGUUUCUUCAGGGAAAAAGCCGGAGUGUUAAAUACUACAGGGUGUACAGACUCAGCCCUCUUUUCCUUAGAUUCUCUCUCUCCUCCAUAAUUCCAGGAUUAAGAACACUUAGCAGCACCUAAACCUACUGUACCUCAUUUGGGGCUCUGGGCUUUCCUGUCUGUGAAAAGUUAAAGCCAAGCAGAACUGGUCUAGAGCCAAACCUCCCUCCCUGGAGUCAGAGCCAGGUGCACACCUGGAAAACUCGCUCCUCCCGCCUCCAACAGGUGAGGUGUCAGUAUUUUAUAAGUGCACAUUUGUGUGGUUUGUAUAUAGGAUGCAAUAAAUUAUUUUUUUAAUAAAAUAUUUGGUGUUUUGGAA